This is a messenger RNA of Clonostachys rhizophaga, 1128 nucleotides long. Lineage: Eukaryota; Fungi; Ascomycota; Sordariomycetes; Hypocreales; Bionectriaceae. The record is from the annotation of a GenBank genome assembly.
AUGCUCAUAGUCUGUCGUGCACUUGCAGGACUCGGGCCAGCGGCGUAUCUCCCGGCGAGCAUUGCUCUUCUCGGGAAAAUCUACCGGCCAGGACCGCGCAAGAAUCGAGUAUUUGCACUGUACGGUGCCUUUGCACCGCUUGGGUUCUUCUUCGGUAUCCUCUUUGGUGGCAUCACAGGCGAAUACUUGACCUGGCGCUGGUACUUUUAUCUGGGAUCCAUUAUGCUAGGCAUUUUCUGUUUGGCGGGUGUUACCACCAUUCCGAACGACUUUCAUCGCACACCACCAUCCGCCAUCCAAAUGGAUUGGCUGGGUGUUGUGACAGUCGUCCCUGGCCUCAUCCUCUUGGUCUACGCCAUCACCGACAGCUCUCAGGCUCUAAGUGGAUGGGCAAGCCCUCGGAUCAUUGUUACACUGAUUCUUGGUGUCGGAUUUUUUUGCCGCAGCUGUUACGUUGCCGUGAAGCCGCUCUUGCCUGCUGAGCUGUUCCGUACAACGGGUAUGACGCCACUCGCGGUAGCACAAUUUGGCCUCUACAGCACCUUUGGCAUCUUUCUUCUCUACAGCAGCUUCUAUCUCGAACUUGUUGUCGGCAAGUCGCCGCUGGUGACCGCUGUGUGGUUCCUACCGAUGAUUAUCGGCGGUCUAUUCAUUGGAAAGGUGGGAGGCUUGGUCUUGCACCGCCUCCAUGGAACAGUGCUUCUGUGUCUUUCUGGUGUGGGGACUGUGGUCUGUGUAUUGCUUUUUGCCCUGAUGCCUGCAGAUCCGAACUACUGGGCCUGGGUGAUGGCAUCCAUGAUUGCGGCAACAAUUGGUAUCGAUAUUGCUUUCACAGUCAGCAAUGUGUUUAUCACAACGAACCUGCCAGGACACCAGCAGAGGCUUGCUGGAGCUUUCAUCAAUAGUUUGUUGUUCUUGGGUGUAAGCUUCUUUUCCGGGUUUGGGGAAGUUGCAGUCUCGCAUACCAGCCAUCUCAGCCGACAGAAGAACUAUCAGGUUGCAUUCUGGUUCGCUGUCGGGGUGUCUGGUGUAUCGUGCCUCAUUCUGCCCUUUAUCAAAAUAGGACAUGCCAAGAGUGAACUUACAGUAGAGGAGCGCGAGGGAUUAGAAAGGUCAGAACGAACAUGA